CAGAUCUGUCACUGCUGGGCGCUGGUCGACUGCUUUUUUUUUUUUUUUUUUUUGCUGCCGCUGUUAAGAGUGCAGGUGACUGGUGUACACCCAUUUCUCUCUCAUCUUAAAAAAAACACAAAACAAAACUGCUUUCAGUUUAUAAAAUAUACAGUCGUUCACAAUGGAGAGGCAGCUAUCACAAGAGAAGAGUGUCGGCGUGUAGACCAUGAUGAUGCAGAAAAGGCGAAACCUUAGCAGAUCAAAUUAAUUCACCUGCGGUCGUGGCGCAGAACAGGAGGCUUGUUGUAAUCUUAUACGUACCAUCCAACAAAAGGAUUUUCAGCACAUGUAAGAGCAAAUCCCUCAUCAAAGCAUGAUGAGCGAUGACAGAGUUGCUAUUUUGUCGGAAGACGAAGAAGAGCAAAAAAGGAAAUAUGUUCUGGCUGAGCCUUUUAACACUCUGUCCUUGGAACAAGUCACUGAGCCCCCAACUGUCUCACCCCCUUUUGAAACCCCUGCAUCUGCCACUGAUGAUUUUGACUGGCUAGAAAGGCGGUGCAUACAAAUUGACAAUGAUCUCCUGAUAUCAAAGGUCUUUUACUUUUUUUUCUAUUCUGCAUAUGGAUCGUUGCACCCCCUUCUGCCUGUGUAUUACAAACAACUGGGUAUUUUGCCAAGUCAGAGCGGGCUGCUAGUGGGCAUCCGUUACUUCAUUGAAUUCUGCAGCGCUCCAUUUUGGGGAGUGGUGGCCGACCGUUUUAAGAAAGGGAAAAUUGUCCUUCUGUUUUCCGUUCUGUGCUGGAUUCUAUUUAACUGUGGAAUCGGCUUUGUAAGGCCUGCUACCAUGACAUGUACGAAUCUAAACCCUUCUAACUCUACUACAACUACAGCCCCCAAGGUAACAUUCAAUUCCUCCUCUCUCAUGCCUCCAAAUGGUUCUGUCACCAAUCAUCGACAGAGGAGGGGCUUGUAUGCAAAUGAACUGCUAUCCACAGCUGGUUUUCCAUUACCUUAUUUUAACACAGAGCCUGUUUUAUCUCUCAGAAGUGCUGUUGAUACGACUGCUAAUUCACCUACCCAGAGACCAACCCCAGCCAAAACCACCACCAGCACUACCACUAAAACCACCACAAAAUCACCAAACAAAUAUAUCAUCACUACUGACAGUGAUCAAGUGGAGACCAUCUUUCUGCUCAUCCUACUAGUCAUUAUAAUAGGAGAGUUUUUCAGCGCGCCGGCUGUUACCAUCGUGGACACUAUCACCUUGCAGUAUCUAGGCAAGCACAGGGACCGCUAUGGACUGCAGAGAAUGUGGGGCUCUUUAGGGUGGGGGUUGGCUAUGCUGGCUGUUGGCAUUGGAAUUGACCACACGCACAUUACAAUCUUUAUUGUAGGCACAGGUUGUGAUUUGCCAGAUUACAAAGACUACCGCAUUGCUUUCAUUGUGUUUGGGGUCCUUAUGACAUUUGCUCUCAUAGUGGCCACACAGUUCCGCUUUGACUCGAGCCAUUUCAUGCAGGAGGAUGAAAAAAGGGAAGAAAUAGAAAUCCCCCAUGUGGUUCGCAAUGCCCCCGAGGAAACGGAUGCAGGAGAUGGUUCUUAUACCAGUCCACAGGCUAGUGGAGAACAUUUCGACUACAGAUACCUGCUCAAGCUGCUGUGCAGUGUUAAGUAUGGCAGUGUCCUCUUUGUGGCCUGGUUUAUGGGCUUUGGCUAUGGGUUUGUGUUCACCUUCCUAUACUGGCACUUGGAGGACCUGAAAGGGACCACCACUCUGUUUGGAGUCUGCUCUGUCUUGAGUCAUGUUUCAGAGCUCACCGCUUACUUCUUCAGUCAUAAGCUGAUCGAGUUAAUCGGACACAUCAGGGUUUUGUAUAUUGGAUUAGCCUGCAAUACAGCUCGCUAUCUGUACAUAUCCUACCUGGAAAAUGCUUGGAUUGUUCUCCCAGUGGAAGUUCUUCAAGGAGUCACCCAUGCCUCGGUAUGGGCUGCUUGCAUUUCCUAUCUGAGUGCUGCAGUGCCUCCUGCACUGAGGACGUCGGCCCAGGGAAUCCUGCAGGGCCUUCACCUGGGGCUGGGGAGGGGCUGCGGGGCCAUGGUGGGGGGAGUCUUUGUGAAUUACUUUGGGGCGGCUAAAACAUUCAGAGGAAUCGGAAUGGCCUCUCUUGUGAUUCUUUUAUUAUUUGCACUUAUUCAGUGGUUGUCUGUGAAAAAUGAUGAUGAUGCAGAAGAUAGGAUGCUGGCAGAAAACAUACCAGUUCCAUCCAGCCCAGUUCCCAUAGCAACCAUUGACCUUGUACAAAACCAGUCUGAAGUGGUUCUGCCCCGAGUGGAGCCCAAACUGCCUCUGAAGAAAACCAAACACCAGGAGGAGCAGGAGGACCCGAAUAAACCAGCAUGGGUGAUCUCUUCAUCUCCCUGGGUUACCAUUACUUUUGCCAUCUAUCAGAUGAAAGAGAUGGUGAAGAUGUCGAAACGCAACCUGGCUUCUGAGCACCAGCCUCUGCAGGAAACUGAACUGUCUCCAUCAACUUCUCAAAGAAAGAGUUCUCCCAACUUGAAUAAAGCAGAAACUCCUCCAGCGGCAGCAAAUAAUCAAGAUCCAGCAAGCACACAUGGUCCUGCAGCUCAGGAAGGCACAAACAACUCCCUGCAGGCUACACAGGGCCUUCCAGACACCUGCCCAGCAGAGACUGUGGAGAACUGCAACCCUCUGCCAGGAAAUAUUGCUACCAAUUCAGCCCUGUCUCCAACAAACCCCUUCAAUCAAAUAUAAAUAAGGAAGAGCUGUACAUACAAGCUAUGUCUGUACAAAUGAAUAUCUAUAGCAAGGCAUUUGUUGCCUUUUUUAUUUUGUUUUCAAAUUGCAUAGGAAGAGUUUUGGAUGGUAUUUUUGUGUUUGCUGCCGAGGAAUGAUUCUGUUUCCUAAAAGGUAAAUGUAUUGGAGAAUAUUAAUAAAGCUUACAAUAUGUGCAACUUGCCACCUUGGUAGAUAUGUAUAUAACAGGAAUACAACCAGUGAUAGGCAUUUUUCUAAACACUAUUUAACAUUUCAGGACGUUUAUUUUCAUGUUAAAACCCCAAACUGCAAAAAGUGCCUAAUACUUAGUACAUUACCGUUUGCCUAUAACUCACCUGCUAAAAAAAAUACACAUUUGCAGUAGACAUUUAAUUUAAAUAACGUUAUUUAAAAAAAAAAAAAAAAAGCUCAGUUCUGUAACUUUUAAGCUGCAGUUUAAUUGGCAAAAUGUUUUCCUGAACAGUGGUGUGCUAGACUUCCCAUCUACAUGCUGUCUUUUGAACUGUUUGACAAUUCCAGAAGAAAUGUUUGUUUACCGGGGCUUAGAGAGGCACCUGAAAAUGAAAUUGCAGUUUUAGCACUGAAUACUAUGCUAAAAGUUAAUAUUAUGGGUUUUAAAAAGUUUUGUAGUGUUUAAGGCAUACACUGGAAAAUGUGAAUUUGUUAAUUUAUGAACAGAAGGUUUCUCUAAAUAUUAAUAUAUGUUUGCAAUCUGUGUCCAGCACUGUAAACUUGUUAAAAGAACAUAGAUUGUGUGUGUGUUUUUUUUUUUUUUUUAAAUACAUAUAUUCACACAGCAAAGGCUAAGUAAAGUAAAGGCUUUGUGUAUAAUUAACAAUGUGUGCCUAUAAAUUCUUGCUUACUGUAUUCUAAUCAGUACUUUUGUAAAUGGUUUUGGGUUUCCAGCUAAAGAAAGCUACAGUGUUAUGGAAUGCAAUGUGCUGUAAUGUUAAAACAAUUAAAAAAUGCAAAAAAAUGUAAUUAAUAUACACUCUGCGCUUUUAUUAAAACAGUUUAUUUGGAAAAAAAUAAGCUUUGAUUGUACAUACCUGAGUGAUGUUCUAUUAAAUAAAUAGCACUGACUAUACAAAGUCAUGGCGACCUACAUUCA
This is a messenger RNA of Polyodon spathula (Mississippi paddlefish), 3893 nucleotides long. Its product is annotated as major facilitator superfamily domain-containing protein 6-like. NCBI's taxonomy places the organism in Eukaryota, Metazoa, Chordata, Actinopteri, Acipenseriformes, Polyodontidae. The coding region runs from base 356 to 2758 and encodes 800 amino acids. Gene Ontology annotation, cellular component: plasma membrane. Gene Ontology annotation, biological process: antigen processing and presentation of exogenous peptide antigen via MHC class I. The transcript has 7 exons. The record is from RefSeq and is a predicted model, not a curated record.